Trifolium pratense (red clover) is the source of this 1437-nucleotide messenger RNA. Its product is annotated as transcription repressor MYB5-like. The transcript is spliced from 2 exons. Bases 191 to 1141 code for a protein of 316 amino acids. The record is from RefSeq and is a predicted model, not a curated record. Lineage: Eukaryota; Viridiplantae; Streptophyta; Magnoliopsida; Fabales; Fabaceae.
GUGUUGUGUUGUGUUGCAUAUAGAAAUGAAAAAAGCAGAAGAGAGAGAGAGAGAUUACACUACUAAGUUAGUUCUUCUUCUACUGAUAUUUUCGUAACUAACUAUUAACCCUUCUUUCUUUGCGCUAUCUAACUUUUUCUGUUUUUGCAUUUUACACAAACCACUGCUACGUGUUCAGAUCGAUCCAUCCAUGAGGAAUCCUAAUUCAUCAUCAACAAAUUCAAAUAAGAAGAAGCAGAAAAUCAACAACAAUGGAAGCAGUAACAGCACAACAACUACACCUUGUUGCAGCAAGAUUGGAUUAAAGAGAGGACCAUGGACAUCUGAAGAAGACGAAGUGUUAUCAGAAUACAUUAAGAAAGAAGGUGAAGGUCGUUGGAGAACUUUACCUAAACGAGCUGGUCUUCUUCGUUGUGGUAAAAGCUGUCGUCUCCGUUGGAUGAAUUAUCUUCGUCCUUCUGUCAAACGUGGUCAGAUCGCUCCUGAUGAAGAAGAUCUCAUUCUCCGUCUUCACCGUCUUCUCGGCAACAGGUGGUCAUUGAUAGCUGGGAGAAUUCCAGGAAGAACUGAUAAUGAGAUCAAGAAUUAUUGGAACACACAUCUUAGUAAGAAACUCAUUAAUCAAGGGAUUGAUCCAAGAACACACAAGCCACUUAACAAUAUUAAUCCAUCUACUUCUUCAAUAAUCCCAAAUAUUAAUCACCAAAUCACUAAUCAUUUCACAUCUUCACCCACUCCACACCAUCAUCCUAUGCUUUACAAUCAAUCCAAUCAUCCUUCACAUGAUCAUAAUCAUUAUUAUCCACAACAACAACAACAAGAAGCUAAGGAGGUUAAUGAUGAUGAUGCUAAUUAUGAUUACUUAAUUAAUGAUGUUUCUGCAAUGGAUAAAGCGGCAAACAAUAACAGAGGGGAUUGCGAUAAAAGUAGUACCGAUUAUUGUUGCGAUGAUGGGUUUACUUCCUUCUUGGAUUCAUUGAUCAAUGAUGAUGCUUUUGCUGCACAUCGAUCGGAGAAUGAUCCGGCUGAUCCUUUGAUUUCAUCUGCUGAACCAUCAGCUUUUUGGGAAUCACCACUUAUGUCUACUAAUUUCACCCAAAACAAAGACUCAACCAACACCGGCAAGCUUCAUGAUGCAUGACAGCUUUUGAUUUCAUCUUUCUAAUAAUCUAUAUAUAUAUAUAUAUAUAUAUAUAUAUAUAUAUAUAUAUAUAUAUAUAUAUUAUUGCAUGCAUCUUCAACAUCUUGCUUCAUAAAAUCAGAUUCUUUGUGUGUGUAUUUUGUGUUCAUGCAUUGUAAUACUUCAAUCUCGGAUAUGUGUGUUCAAUUGGGAUUGUAAUUUUAUGCAUCUGCAGCUUGCUGUAGUUAACUAUAAUUAUUAUAUUUAGAAACCUAUUAAUAAGUAUUUACUAAUUAUCAUAAUUUUCUUUGCACAUU